This is a messenger RNA of Diatraea saccharalis (sugarcane borer), 2235 nucleotides long. Lineage: Eukaryota; Metazoa; Arthropoda; Insecta; Lepidoptera; Crambidae. The record is from the annotation of a GenBank genome assembly.
CCGAUUGCAAAUCUCGGAAUAUCCAUCGUUAUCAGAUAAGUUAAGUCCACGCGAUACUGACAAACGUGAACGAACAGUUGAUCAGUCGAAAACACUAAAAUGGGUGCGAAGAAAUAUUUCAGAAAUCAAUUUAGUUUGAAAAGAUUUAGUUUAGAACAUGAGGAAGCAUGGGACUUCUAUUUGUGCUGUUGGCAAAGGAAUCGGUCACCGUUUCCUUUACUGUGUCUAAGGUUUCUAGUAUUCGUAGGAUGUUUGAGUAUUCUUAUAACAUCUAUGGUGAUGACGGGACAGCGGGUGAACUUCGGCUUCUGGUUCAUAUAUAUGACGCAUUGGGGACUAUUCCUCAUCACUAUUACUGGGGGACUCGCUUUCGCCGUAUCAGCAAGGGCGUACUUUCGGGGACCUAUUGACUCUACAUUCGGUAUGCCGUGGUACUUGAAAUGUUAUUGGGUGGCUUAUAAUAUGACGUUACCGGUAGCCUUCUUCAUCACAAUUUUUUACUAUAUUCUCCUGACGGAUCUCGUUGAAGAGUACUCAGUGGACCCGGUGUUGGACUUGUUCAUCCACGGCAUCAACUCAGUGCUGAUGUUCGCUCUACUGAUGACGUCACAGCACCCCUCCCACCUCCUGCACUUCUACCACGCAGUAGCGUUCGGGCUGCUGUAUAUGAUCUUCGGCAUCAUUUACUAUUUCGCCGGAGGAGUCAGUCCGUUCGGUGACAGAUGGAUAUAUCCGAUGAUAGAUUGGUCCAAUCCAGGUCCAACUGUCGGAAUAGUAUUCGCAUCUGCUGCGGGGCUGAUCAUCAUGCAUUUCCUCGUAGUACUCAUUAGUGUCUUCAGGGACUGGAUCUCUAAGAAAUACGUGCGCAAUAUGAAUUCUAUGUCUUUGACGAGUUAAUCUCAUUUCCCAUCUAUCAUAUUUAUAGAAUGGCUAAUUGUUGUAACAAAGAAUAGAAAAUGUAAAACCAUAAGCCGAUCAAUCUUCUUUUAUGCGUCGAGGAAAUGCUUUAAGUAUAGUCCCUGCCGUCUGACGAACGACUCUCUUCGCCGUCACCGGAGGCCUACCCACUAAAUCUCCUACGGUGUACUCUCUGCUCGGGAAUGAGAUCUGGGAAGCCGUGUUCAGCUGAAAAGUAAUUAGAUCAAAGUUGCGGAUUGAUAACAAAAACGAAAUUAUAUUUAUAAUAUGUAAGUUAUUAUAUUUGAUCAAUUUUGCAUUCAGAAUGAUAUACUGAAAAAUAUUUUUAAAUGAAAAAUUCUUAAAAAUAAUGCCCUUUGUCUCUGGCACUCACGCGUGCUGGCACAGAGUGGCACAGAGUGCCAGCACGCGUAGCAUGAAGAACGCGAGAACAUUUUGUCUUCUCGACCCGAGAAACUGACAAAUGAUUGCAGACAAAGCGUUUCUCGAGUUUGUCAUGCUACGCGUGCAGGAACAGAGUGGAUUUUAAUGCAAUUUUUAUUAAGAAUAUUUUACUAAGUAUCAAAUAUCACAGAUUGAUUAACCGUCAAAUUGAUCCUCUUAGAUGGAUGAGCCGGUAUCAAAGCAUAUUAAGAACCACAAUGCCCAUUACUACUGUUAAAAUAUUUGCAAAACUCUUAUAAAAAGCUAAGCAUUGAGAUCUAAAACAACAACUAAGAAUAAAAACUUAUUUCAAAAAUAGAACGUCUUAAAACUUUAAAAAAAAUGAUAAAUUCGGGCGGAGUUUUUUGUAAGUCAUUAAUUAAAUGAUAGGCGCCAACUUCAAUAGCAUUUUCUUAAAUAAGUCGCUUUUGAGAAAAGUAUUAUCUAUCACUUUUUUAAAGUGUAAUGUCGGUUUAAAUAUUUUUUAAGAUUAAGAUUUCGAUUGUAUUUUUAUAACUAAGAGAUAGCUACAUUCAAACAACUAUAUUGUAUUGUAUAUUGACACGUACAUUUUUGCAAUAUUUUAUAAAAAAAAAAUUAGGUAUAUUGAAAAAUAAAUUACGCUCCUUAACAUAAGAGAAGGCUCUCUUGAUAUUGUCAAAUAAGCACAUUGUUCUUCUUUGAUCACGUUAACAUUUUCUUCAUUCUACGAAAUUAUUUUGUCGCAACAGGACCACCCUGUUGCACAAAUGUCUAUUAAAAUUAAUUAAGUAAUUAGUUUAAAGUGAUACAUUUUUAAUUUUAGGAUAUUAAUAAGAACUUUAAGCCUCAUUAAACCUUAACGGAGAUUUGAACAAUUAUGUGUUAGGAUCGCAUAAUAUACAAGGCCUUCAU